Messenger RNA from Brienomyrus brachyistius, 4073 nucleotides. RefSeq names its product kelch-like family, member 42 (gene klhl42). The record is from RefSeq and is a predicted model, not a curated record. Gene Ontology annotation, molecular function: protein binding. NCBI's taxonomy places the organism in Eukaryota, Metazoa, Chordata, Actinopteri, Osteoglossiformes, Mormyridae. The transcript has 3 exons. The coding region runs from base 862 to 2271 and encodes 469 amino acids.
AGGUACCUGCUGCGAACAGCAAAUAUCCAGCAAAAUAUUUAUCGAAAAUCUAUUUUCCUUUUUGUUAUUCGUAUAUAUGCCUCAAAUUAAGUCGUUUAACACAAAUGUAUACAUGCAAAUAGAUAUGUGACUAAUGGUGUAUUACUUUAAAAUGUAUCGAUGAUAAUGAACAACAGUAAUAUUUACUGACAAAUUUAGUCUGCACGUUAAAACGCAGCUUCAUCCUGGGUGUAUUUCUCUUGGAGAAGGAGUAACGCAGCUUUGUGUUGGGUCCAUUUCUAUUGGUUUAUGGUAAAACGAAUCAAAAAUAUUUUUUUUGUGCUAGAUCCUUGUUCUGUGGUUUCAACCUAUGGUUUCAUCGGCCAUGGACUGAUGGAGACGGAAGGAGAAGUGACGUGAGAAAGGAGCAGCUGCUGCAUCAAAAUAGGAACUAAUUUACAUUUGCUGAAGAUGUUUUCGUGAUGUGAUGGAAUGUUAGCUGUAAUUUCACCAAGACAAUCAUUUUGAUGCACUCAGCUGUUUACGGUUAAUUUUGCACGUUUGCACUCGAAUGCUGCAAAGACUGGGGGCGUUAAUUAAGCAUGUUUGUACUUUGCAGUUCCCUUGAUUUAAUAAAUUAAGAUAUAAAACAAAUGACUGGAUAGCUGUAAACUAUCGGUCGAUCUAUGGGCUGAACAUUACCUUAUAUAGACCUGGUUUCUGGCUGCGAGAGGUUCCUGGCUUGUCCUGGUCUUAAAUGUAAACGAAGGACACAAGUACCAACUUCGUGACGAUAUCUCCUGCCACCGCACCCUGGCGCACGCUCAAGUAGCAAAAAAAAGGAAUGAGAGAGCGAAAUAAGCUUUGCAAUUAGAUGCCAAAAUGUCAUCCUCGGAGCAAAUCAUUGCCAUCACUGUUGAUGACAAAACGUACAAUGUGAGCAAAAGCAAGCUCAUAGAAAAGAGCGACUACUUCCGCGCUUUGUACAGCUCCGGAAUGCGGGAAUCGGGAGAGGAUUCGGUGCAGCUGCAGGGACUUAGUGUCCCGGGGUUGGAGCUGGUGCUGGAGUUCAUCAAUACCUCGAAGGUGCAGGUCGCUAACGAGACUUUGGAAGACUUAAUUGAAACGGCCUCCUUUCUACAAGUAACUUCGAUUUUGAAGCUGCUUCUGUCGGAAAUAAGGUUGGACAAUUGCGUAGAGCUGUAUAACCUAUCGGAGAUAUACGGGACGCACGAUUUAAGGAAUGCCUGUCUCAAGUUCAUGAGCUGUCACUACCAUCCCAUGUUGCGGAGACCCGAGUUCCGCAACCUGCCAGCCGCUUUGCGCUAUCAGGUGAGGGAGAUGCGCAUGAAAGGCACCGCGACCCUAGUCGCGAUCGGAGACUUCAUAGGCACCUGCUUGGACUUGGCAGAACAGGACGAGCCGUGGUCCAUGCUCCGCUACGGAGAGUUGGAACAGCGCUGGAAACCGUUGGCCAACAACCUGCCAUCAGACAUGGUCAACGUGAGGGGAUAUGGGUCUGCAGUCCUGGACAACUAUCUGUUCAUAGUUGGAGGCUAUAGAGUGACGAGCCAGGAAAUUUCGGCGGCCCACUGUUAUAACCCUUGCAGGAAUGAAUGGAAUCAGGUUGCGCCACUGAACCAGAAAAGGUCCAAUUUCAAGCUGCUAGCAGUCAACGGGAAGCUGUAUGCCGUGGGGGGGCAGACUUUGGGGACUGUGGAGUGCUACAGUCCCGAACAGGACUGGUGGACCUGCGUUUCCUCCCUGCCUAAUCCUCUGGCGGAGUUCUCGGCCUGCGAGUGUCAGGGAAGAAUCUAUGUCAUGGGUGGCUACACAGCCAGAGAUAGGAACACAAACGUGCUGCGGUACUGCCCCGUCUCUGACACGUGGACCGUGUUCCGCUCCUGCCCUGCCCACGUACGCAAGCAGCAGAUGCUCUCCGUGGAAGAUAUCAUUUAUCUGGUAGGGGGGUAUACCCACGAGCUGGGGCCAGACCGACGGCGGGUCAGCCAGACAGAGGACAUGCUGACUGUGCAGUCCUACAAUGUGACCACGGGUGAGUGGCUCUGCUUGAAGGAAAACACCUCCAAGUCUGGCCUGAACCUCACAUGCACGCUUCACAACGACGGCAUCUACAUCAUGAGCCGCGACGUGGGCCUGCCCACCAGUCUAGAGCACAGGGUCUUCCUUAAGUACAAUAUCUUCUCCGACGCCUGGGAAGCCUUCCGCCGCUUCCCGGCCCUGGGUCAGAACAUGCUCCUCUGCUCACUCUACCUGCCCAACGUUCUGUGAGUCUGGCUCGGCCAUUGAUUAAACAGGGCCCCCCCCCUGGGUUGAGGUCAGUGUUUUUUGUCAUGGUUUAAGCUUCACCGAAAGCCGGUCGUCAUACAGUGAACCCCAAGGUCUCGGUACUAGGCAGCCUGUUAGAUCUUGGUAGUCGUGCUGUAGGUCAAUGCUCUGCUACGCAAUGGAGGAACGUUCAAGGACCUUGGUCCUUCAGUUCCAUUUAGAUGCAAGGUGGGUGGGGACACACAAUCUUACUGUACGUGUACCUAAAGAAACCACUGCGAUCCUCUUUCCUGCUGUGAGGGUGCCGUCCUCUCAGAAGACAGUCAUCUUGUCCAGAAGCUCUGUCUGGCCACAAAGUGCGGUUUUGUGAGCUUAAGGUUCAGAUGUGAUAGGGGCAGCCCGCGAUCUUGUUCUCUUACACAGCUCCAAGCUGUGUAACGGGCUGCCAGAAAGGAUGGCCACUGCCCCCCCCGGCGGCCCCCUAAUGACAUCCCGUGCCGUUUCACCCGGUUAUGUUCGUUACACAUAUGUCUGGCACCUCAUCGAUAUUCCAUUGGCGUUUACAUUCUGCCCACUACCAAUAUACUUUAGAAACAUGCAUUGCAGUAUUAUCAUGCAGGCAGUUUAAACCAGACUCUAAAGAGCAUAACAUAACCAGUAUGAUUAUUAAUAGUUAUGAUGGCACUAUACUAAGAUACACUGAAAAUAAUCUUCUAGCAUAUAAGAAGAAAUGUCGCUUGAAAACACAUUUGCUAUACUCUGCAUGUGAGGAUAGCCUGAACAUUCCUUAGAUUUCCACUACAAAAGUUUCAGUUGUUAGGUCACUACCAUUCCACACUUGAAGGAAAAAAAACCUCAACAUUAAUGUAAAAUGUAUGCAUAUGUUUGUUUUGAGAAGACUUUGGUUUUUAUUUUCAUUAUGUAAUUUCACAGAAAGGACUUUUGCACAGUGUUUAAUCCACAGCGGAAAACGCUUCCAGCGUUUAAGACAGUGUUUAAGGCCCAGUCAAAGGAAGCUUGAAUUGUCAUUAGAUAUGAUGUAAUUUACUGUACAUUAGCAUUGUUUACUAACAAAUAAUUCUUAUGGCUUUCGUGAAUUCCAUCUCUUUGUAAACUAAAUUUGUGCUGUCGGUCCCUGUUAUUCUUGUCCUCUUUUUUUAAUUGAAGAUGGCACGUUACAGAAGAACCAGAUGAAUACGAAAAAAAAAAUCUAAAUGUUCACUAAGACCCUGUACCGCAUAAAUGGUUUGGAAGAUUGAUGUAUAUGUAAAUGUAUCUAAAUGUUCGUUUUACUAUUAUUAUUUUUAAAUCCCUCAAAGAUCGACCCAAAAUUACUUAGACUUGUUUAAGUUACCAUGAGAAUUCUUUAAAAUAAUGUUUUGCUUAUGAUAAAAUAUACUAAAUUUGAUACAUGUAGCAAAGUACAACGGCUCUUUAAACCACUGAUAGAUGAUGUUUGUUAUAAAUUAAAGCUAAUUGCACAAAAUGCACAAAAGUCAAUAGUAAAACAAGCUCUAUUUUGUUACUAGCUAUUGACCAAAACUACUGUUUUGCUGUAGAAAAGUUGGUGGCAGGGUAUGAACAGAGGCCUUAUGAGGACAUGCUGAAAUGUAAACAUUUUAAAAUGUUAGUUCACUUAGAGUGGCAAAAAAUCUCUUGUGAUAUCUUUUUUUUUGGAUCAUUGAAAACUGAAGACAAAGCAUUUUGCUACACUGUUUUCCUUAAGAGAUUCUUCUUUUCAUUUCCUCCUAAUAAUUGCCAUUCCUAUCGAUGCCUUGGAAAUUAAAAAGAAAGUGAUUCAGGGA